Messenger RNA from Dermatophagoides pteronyssinus (European house dust mite), 1866 nucleotides. It is a transcript of the gene shop, whose product is annotated as sulfite oxidase. Gene Ontology annotation, cellular component: mitochondrion. Gene Ontology annotation, molecular function: molybdopterin cofactor binding; sulfite oxidase activity; heme binding. The record is from RefSeq and is a predicted model, not a curated record. Gene Ontology annotation, biological process: sulfur compound metabolic process. NCBI's taxonomy places the organism in Eukaryota, Metazoa, Arthropoda, Arachnida, Sarcoptiformes, Pyroglyphidae.
UUUUUGUUUUCUGUUUCUUUAAAUUAAAUAGAUGUUAUUUUGUAAUUAUUUAGGAAGAAAUAUGAGAAAUUUUUUUUUUUAAAGAUCAUGUGUAGAUUUUCAGCCAGAUUAUUUUCAUUAACAUCAUCAUCAUUAUCAUCUUCAUUAUUGUUACGUUUGCAACCAAAAUUCCGAUAUAAUAAUCAAAGAUUUUUAUUAUCAACAAUAUCAAACGAUAAUCAAUAUCGUUAUCGUGAUCAUAAAUGGACCAAAUAUUAUUCAUUAUAUGGACGUAUUGCGUUUGUAACUUUAUCAAUAUAUUCAUCAUAUGAAUUAUAUUUCAAACGAAAAUGGUUACUAUUUGCCAAAGAAAACAGUCAAAACAAUUUAAAAAUUAUUCCAGGUUUACCAGUUGACGGAUUACCUGUUUAUUCAUUAGCUGAUGUGGCCAAACAUAAUGAUCCAACAACCGAUUUAGGUGUAUGGAUCGUAUAUAAAGCUGGUGUAUAUGAUGUAACACCGUUCUUGACUGAACAUCCAGGUGGUGAUAAUAUUUUGCUUGGUGCCGGUAAUUCUGUUGAACCAUUUUGGAAAGUUUAUAGUCAACAUCAUACGCAACAGGUUUAUGAAAUUCUUGAAUCAUAUCGAAUUGGUAAUCUUCGAAAAGAAGAUCGCUUAAAACCGGAUAAAAAUGCUGAUGAUUUAUUUGAAUUUAUUCCUGAACGUGAUCAAUCAUUAUUGAUACAUCAUGAUAAACCUUUUAAUGCUGAAACACCCGGUGAAAUAUUAAUACAAAAUUUUCAUACACCAAAUGAAAAAUUUUUCAUACGUAAUCAUCUUUCAGUUCCACGUGUUGAUGCUGAUGAUUAUAUUCUUGAAAUUGAAGGUUAUGGUUUGAAUGAUACAUUUGAAUUUAAUUUGGAACAAUUGAAAACAUUGUUUCCAAAACAUACUGUAACCAGUGUUAUACAAUGUGGUGGUAAUCGACGUGAUGAUCUAAAUAAGGUAAAACAAGUAAAAGGAAUUGGAUGGAAAUUAGGUGCAAUCGGUAAUACUCGAUGGAGUGGUGCUAAAUUAAUCGAUGUAUUACAUUAUUGUCAAGCUAAGCUUGAUCAUCCAUCAAUUAAACAUGUACAAUUUGAAGGAUUAGAUUUGGAUGCUACUUCUGCACCUUAUGGUGCUAGUGUACCAGCUGAUAAAGCUUUAGAUCCGAAUGCUGAAUUUAUAUUAGCAUAUGAAAUGAAUGGUGAACCAUUGCCUGCUGAUCAUGGUUUUCCUGUUCGAUUAAUUGCACCAGGUAUUGUUGGUGCACGAAAUGUUAAAUGGCUUAGUAGAAUUAUUUUGAGCGAUGAUGAAUCAACAUCACAUUGGCAACGUAAUGAUUAUAAAAGUUUUCCAUCAGAUAAAACACAAGCCACUCCAGAAGAAUUUGCUCAUGCAUAUGCUAUUCAAGAGAUGCCAAUUCAAUCGGCUAUUUGUUUACCAAAACCGGAUGAACAAGUGAAAAUUGUUUGGAAAGAAUUUGAUGGUCGAAUGCAACCAGUCAUUGAAGCAUCAGGUUAUGCAUGGAGUGGUGGUGGACGAUCAGUAAUACGUGUUGAUUUAUCAAUAGAUAAUGGCCAUACAUGGCAUGUAGCAAAUCUUGAACAAGAAACACCAACCAAAGGUUCAACACAUACAUAUUCAUGGACAUUAUGGCAAAUAGAUUUACCAUUAAAAAAUGAACAAUUAUUUCAAGGUAAUCAAAUACAAAUUAUAUGUCGUGCAUUUGAUUCAAGUCACAAUACACAACCAUCAAAAAGUGAAGAAAUUUGGAAUUUUCGUGGACUUUUAAAUAAUUCAUGGCAUCGUGUUAAUAUCAUUAUCGAUUAAACAAACAACAAAAAA